Messenger RNA from Plasmodium knowlesi strain H, 2163 nucleotides. Its product is annotated as protein transport protein YIF1, putative. Gene Ontology annotation, cellular component: Golgi membrane; COPII-coated ER to Golgi transport vesicle; endoplasmic reticulum-Golgi intermediate compartment. Gene Ontology annotation, biological process: endoplasmic reticulum to Golgi vesicle-mediated transport. Lineage: Eukaryota; Apicomplexa; Aconoidasida; Haemosporida; Plasmodiidae. Bases 1 to 2163 code for a protein of 720 amino acids. The record is from RefSeq and is a predicted model, not a curated record. The transcript has a single exon.
AUGAACUACAACAACAGCUAUGCCGACAGCAAUAUGCAUGGGAGGCGAAAGGUCAACAAUGCCAAGGAGAAGGAACAGGAGUCAUGGAGCACUAUGAAUUAUGUGAGAAAUAGCCAAAUGAAUUUGGCUGGGGUGCCCGGCGUAGACACCAUGAUGGGAAAUAGAAGUUACACAGACGCGUUGCCAAGGGAAAGCAACGUGAGCAGGGGUCUGCACGUCGGCCCGGGAUAUGAGCAGGCAGGUCCGCCCAUCUACAACCUGGACGCAGACGCAGGUCACAUGGGGGGCAACGUCAGUGGCAAUGUUGGUGGUAGUGUUGGUGGCAAUGUUGGUGCCCACCUGGGGAAUCGCGCUGGCGCAAACUUCCAGCACACCUUCCUGAACCCCAGCGACCUGGGCGCAGCGAACACGGCCAGUGCUGCGCCACCCAGUUAUGUGAACGCACACCCCAUAUGGGGCGCUAAGCGAAGCGAGUUCUAUGCGGCAAGUGAGGCGAGCCACGCCACGAGCAGUGGAAGUUACCCCACGGGAGGAAGUCCCUUCCACCCUGGAGGAUCAAGCGCAAACACGAAUUUUCACAGUACGAAUAAGUCCCCCAGUCAAGAAGGCAGAAGAGACGGCAUGUACCCACAUCUUGUUGGGCCAAAGAACGGAACACAUGGAGCAGAUAACCGUCUGCACUUUGUGAAUGGUAGUAUGAAUAAUGAGCAUGAAAUGAAGACACAGGUAUUUAUCCCGUCGCAACCAUUUAAAGGAGAAAGUAGCAGUAUGAGUGGAAGUCAAGUGAGUACGAGUGCCUUCCCUCAGUCGGAGAGGUGGAACAACAAAAGAGAUGGCAUGAAACCGGAGACAAACAAAGGAAUCAUGCACAAUAUAUUUGAGAGUCUAACGAAUACAGUACAGACAGAUGAUCCUAUUAAUAAUAUAAUGAAACAGAGAGUUGCUAAUAUGGUUAUGAGUGAGAUAGAGAAGAAAAUUGAAAAUCAUGAUACUAGUUUUAUUGGAAAUAAGUUGGCACUGUUGAGGGGGUAUUUUGACGUUACUCAUUCAUAUGUUGCUAAUAAAAUAAUGUUCAUUCUGGUACCUUAUGUGUACAUACGGAAGGCUCUAUGUGAGUCCAGGACUUAUUAUGUGUAUACCCAUUUGGAACGGAUGAUGGGGACUGGGCAUCAUCACAACAGCAACUAUACGUCUGCCUUUUCACUUAACAAAGGAAGUUCCGAAAGUUAUGCAGGUGGAAUGGAGGAAAGUAGUAGCCUCGUUAAGGGGGGUGGUGCAAAUAAUCCUUUUGCGCAUAAUCAGACCUUUUUCUUUGACCCCAAGAGGGGCCCAGGGGGGGUGACUACCGUUGGAAAUAACUUGGGCGGGGUGAAUGAUGUGGGAGGAGUGAACGGGGAAAGUAGCCAGGGUGGUGGUACCGAUACACAACGGAGGAAUCCAGGGAGACACAACUCAAACGACAUAAACUACGUAGAUUAUAGCAGUAACAUGGGAAUCUUCAAAGCGGACCUGUACAUACCGCUCAUGUCUAGCAUCACAUACAUCCUUCUGUAUACUCUAACGGUCACUGCUCAGAAAAACAACUUUGUAUUUAACCCGGACAACCUCUUCAGCAUAACAUCCUAUGUCUUCCUGCUGCUAUUCCUAGAAACAGCCAUUAUUAAAUUUUUAUUUUUACUAACAUGUCGAGAUAUUAACCUCUCCUUUUUGCACAUCCUAUCAUUUAUUUCGUACAAGUUCGUAAUCCUGUGUGGGUUGAUACUUACCAAGUUUUUCUUCUACUUGUUGCACUUCACGUGUGCGUCUCUCUACGGGGUACCAGAAGAUAUUUUAGACAAGGGCCAGUUAGACACUGAUAUCGUAACGAACAAGAACACGCAUAAUGCAUUCAAGAGCAUGAAUGCACCCCCCUCGUCUAGGUUCAGCCCCUACAGUAUUGUCUUCUUUCUAAAUAGCCGUACCAUGUAUCGCCUGACCCAAAUUUACUUUUACGUAACAGUCAGUGUUCAGAUGAUGCAGCUCUUUAAGUCUAUUCACCUCUACGUGCACGAUAACUCCAGCUUGUCCAAUCACGUAAACAUCAAGCGGAUUAACAUUUUGAUUCUCAUUUUUUCCCUUUCCCAAAUUUUUUUGUGCUGGAUUUUAACUCCCUACUUCACAUGA